UGAACUGGUCUUGCUGGAAGAUUUACGCAUCAGAAAUGAAAUUCGUCUAUGCUGUGUGCAUCUGGAUUUGUCUGUCAGAUGAUCUCUCUGCUGACCCCUGCGACAACUACACUAAGCUGGACAAUGCUUGGAGAGCCACCAACUAUAAUUCCUCCACUUCCAAAUGUGACCAGAAUGUCAGUUGGGUCGGCUGGUAUCGGCUUUACCUUCAUGGCCAAAAUGCUCAAAUGUCAGAAUCAUGUGUUGUUAGGUUGAGAUGUGGUACUAGCAUCCCACUGUGGCUAAGAGGUAGACACCCAAAACCUGAGGAUGGAGUGGUCACCAGAGAUGUUUGUGGUCACGGGGGUGGUUACUGCUGCUAUUCUCAGUCAUAUCCCAUUAGAGUCAAAGCCUGCACAGGUGGUUAUUAUGUCUAUGAGUUUGUUAGACCAACUACAUGCGAUAUGGCAUACUGUGCAGAUUUUAGCAUUGUCAACUCCAUCAAUACAACAACCACUUCAACAGACCCCUGCAACAACUACACUGUGCUGAACGAUUCCAGAAGAUCCACAAACUAUUAUUCAUCCUCCUUCAUGUGUGACAGAAAUGUCAGUUGGUUCGGCUGGUAUCGGCUUUACCUUAAUGGUCAGAGCACUCGAAUGCCAGAAACAUGUGUUGCAGUGAAUAGAUGUGGUACUGAUAUCCCACUGUGGUUAAAUGAGGGACACCCAAAGCCUGAGGAUGGAGUGGUCACCAGAGAUGUUUGUGGUCAUGCAAGCGGUUACUGCUGCAAUUAUCAGUCAAAUCCCAUUAGAGUCAAAGCCUGCACCGGUGGUUAUUAUGUCUAUGAGUUUGUUAGACCAACUUUAGGGGAUAGUGCAUACUGUGCAGAGGAGCUGUGUAUUAUUUUUAAUGCUUAUUCAAUACAGCUUUUUAUGAGGGUUGGGAAAAACAAUGCUGUAAAGUUUUUGAGAAAACAAUGUUUUUAUUUAACAGAUGAUCUCUCUACUGACCCCUGCAACAACUACACUGUGCUGGACAAUGCUUGGAGAGCCACAAACUAUUCCAGCAAUACUUCCUCCUCCAUGUGUGACAGAGAUGUCAUCUGGGCCGGCUGGUAUCGGCUUAAACUUAAUGACCAAAACGUUCGAAUGCCAGAAACAUGUGUUAUUAACUAUAGGUGUGGUACUGAUAUCCCACUGUGGCUAAAAGGUGGACACCCCAAACCUGAGGAUGGAGUGGUCACCAGACAUGUUUGUGGUCACUAUAACAAUUACUCCUGCUCUUUCCAGUCAUAUCCAAUUAAAGUCAAAGCCUGCAGAGGUGGUUAUUAUGUCUAUGAGUUUGUUAAACCAACUACAUGCGAUAUGGCAUACUGUGCAGAUGUUGACAGCAAUAAAACCUACAUAAGUGUCACGCCAGCGAUCACCACAUCUGAUGUAAAGAUUGAUAUUACUACUUAUGCAACUGUCACACCAGCGAUCACCACAUCUGGUAAUGUAAACUACUGUUUCCUCCAUUAA
Messenger RNA from Paramisgurnus dabryanus, 1502 nucleotides. The record is from RefSeq and is a predicted model, not a curated record. Lineage: Eukaryota; Metazoa; Chordata; Actinopteri; Cypriniformes; Cobitidae.